Fusarium coffeatum is the source of this 1869-nucleotide messenger RNA. RefSeq lists its product as uncharacterized. Lineage: Eukaryota; Fungi; Ascomycota; Sordariomycetes; Hypocreales; Nectriaceae. Gene Ontology annotation, biological process: translation; modification-dependent protein catabolic process; protein ubiquitination. The transcript has 9 exons. The coding region runs from base 1 to 1869 and encodes 622 amino acids. The record is from RefSeq and is a predicted model, not a curated record. Gene Ontology annotation, molecular function: protein tag activity; ubiquitin protein ligase binding; structural constituent of ribosome. Gene Ontology annotation, cellular component: nucleus; ribosome; cytoplasm.
AUGGAACGGCAAGAUCUUCGCAAGUUUCCUCGUGGUGAGAGAUGCCCAGAAUGUGGUGCCCGAAAAUGGUACUUGGAGUAUGGUCUGCGCUUCUGCUCCAAUGGACAUCAAGUUGAGGGUUUCAUUCAAUUUGAUAUAGGCGACGAGGUAGAUGCAGGAAAUCUCGGUACCAAGGCCAGAAAAGAAAAGGAGAUCAAAGAGAAGGAGUUGCGACAUCUCACUGGCCAGGCAGGAAGAAACCUCUUUCUUGAGUGCCUACAACUAGUUCUGAGGAACCAGCUUCUAUGGCUCAUAAAGAGCAAAGGCCAUCGGGAAGAGCUUGAGACUGUGGUUCGAGACCUUUGGGAUCUCCGUACUCGCGGCGGCGGUCUUGCCGUGGAUGAGGAAACACAACAAGAAACAGGACAAGAUGAAGGCCUAGCAAUGUUCAGCUCCCAGCCUACAGUGGAUGAGAAGAGCCAAGAUAAAACGCGAAAAACACAGACAACUAAAGCCCAGAGCUGGAAUCCAGAGGAGACUUCGCAGUGGCCAAUGCCUAACCUGAACGAUACACUGGCUUUGUGCUAUCUUGGAUGCUUGCUGCUCAGAAUACCUACAACCAUUGGAGAGUUGUGUCUCUGGGCCAAUACCGAACGAAUACCGUACAAGCGAUCGUAUUACGACCUGCCACAAGAGAUGCAGGAUCGUUUGCCGUCUGCUUACACGAGAGCGCUCAAAAUACCCCUUCGCUCCUCUCUCAAGGGCAUCGACUUGCAUAAUGCAGUGCUAGAUCUCGCACUGUCAUACAAUUACAAUUACGGAAUGAUGUUCCCUGCUAUCAACCAGACGCCGACUUUGGUUCACUUUGUCAGGCAGCUCGCUUUGCCCAUUGAAGCCCUGGUCACAGCCAAGAGUAUACUAUCGGUGAUGCAAUUCUCUUUCCAGUUACCUAUCGAGCAGUCACGGCGAUUCUAUGUUGACUAUCCUGAGAUUCUCCUUAUCUCUGCUAUUCUCGUUGCCGCAAAGCUGUGUUUCCCACUAGGACGUCACGCUCCGUUGCUCCAAGUCGCCGAUACUGAGCAGGUUAUCGGAUUUGACUGGACAAAAUGGAAAAAAGGCAUCCAGCAGUUGACAGAUGUAUCACAGGUUCCCGAACAGGAGCCUAGCUUUGACAAGGUCACAGUAGGCGAAGUAACGUCCAUGACAGUGGAGGAGCUUAACCAGUACUUUACUCACGUUAUGAGCACGAUUGAUAGGAAGAACGAUUCGGCAAUCACAAGAUUCUUCCCGUCAGAAAGUGCUCCGCCUCCUAGAGCCCCUCUUGAAGAGAGUACUGAGAAGGAUAACGAUCAUAAAAUGCGACAGAUCCUUGGCCGAGCCAUUACAGUCAAUGGAGAGGAUGGAUCUGAAAAAGAAGAUGAUGCUUCACUGGAGCCAAAUUAUGAGGCAUUCCGCGCAGUAGAAGACUUGACUGAGACAGCGCAGGCGUUGUAUCGGACUGCUGUGCAGAUUUUCGUGAAGACCCUGACGGGCAAGACCAUCACCCUCGAGGUCGAGUCCUCGGACACCAUCGACAAUGUCAAGUCCAAGAUCCAGGACAAGGAGGGCAUCCCCCCGGACCAACAGCGACUGAUCUUCGCUGGUAAGCAGCUCGAGGAUGGCCGAACUCUCUCCGACUACAACAUCCAGAAGGAGUCCACUCUCCACCUGGUCCUCCGUCUCCGUGGUGGUAUCAUUGAGCCUUCGCUCAAGGCUCUUGCCUCCAAGUUCAACUGCGACAAGAUGAUCUGCCGCAAGUGCUACGCUCGUCUCCCUCCUCGUGCCACCAACUGCCGCAAGCGCAAGUGUGGUCACACUAACCAGCUCCGACCCAAGAAGAAGCUCAAAUAA